AUGGGCAGUCACCAGAGUCAAAUGCAGGGUCCCAUUGCUUGGCAGGCAGUGACGAGCGAGAGACCAACGACGCCUUCCUUGCUUGCUGUCAGGUCUCUCUGCUCUUGCCCUUUUGCUCCAGACGUGCCUGCCCAACACGCCUGUGUGGUGGCGCACUCCUUCAUCGUUCUUGCCGUGAUUAAACGACAACUGCACGCAUCCAAGCCAAAUCCGGUGUCCUGUUCCCAUCACCAGAAGCCCAUUGUGGCAGCACGUGACAACGUAAACGCCCGUACCGGUAGCCUGCCGCCCAUCUGCACAGACUGUGUAGGUACCCUCACCAAUAAGGCUGAUCCCGCCCUCACUGUCAACAACAACCCGUCUGCCCAAGAGCAAGCGGGCCCGCCCCUAGUCGACCCGCCCAUCCGCCGCCACAGUUCCAUCGCCGGCGCCUGUCGUCAACCUGACGAGGCUGUUCCCAUUCCAGCCCAAACCAGAAACCACCACAUCCACCCCCACUCGAAACCCUACACCUCCUCGGCAACUGCCUCCCACCCCGAAACCUGCUCCAUCCCACUCACGCCCACCAUGAGCGCCCUUCCAAGACUCGGUCCCCUCAGCCCCAUCGCCCGCCCAUCCACGACCACCACGGCCACGGCCACCAGCACCGAUAGACCCGCAGACAGACCCUCCAAUAGACCAGCAGACAGACCAGCCAACAUGACGCGUGCACGCAGACGCGAACGAGAUACCAGCGCUUCGGGCUCCGACUCGUCCGCCUCAACCUCGCCUGAGCGCGGCUUCGACGACGACAAGGACUCCAUCAUGAUGCAGUCCAACGACUCGCUAUCCUCCCUCGCUCCCUCCCUCUCCCCCGACUCGGACGACGAGGCUCGCCGGCGGGCCAUCGAAGAGCAGCACCGUCUCUCGCCCAUCUCCCGGCUCCCCGCCGAGCUCAUGAUAGCCAUCUUCGCCAAGCUGUCGUCGCCCAACGACCUCAAGAACUGCAUGCUCGUCUCCAACCUCUGGGCCCGGAAUAGCGUGGGCCUGCUCUGGCACCGGCCCUCGACCAACAAGUGGUCCAACGUGAAGAGCGUCAUACAAACCAUACGGACAGCCAACAGCUUCUUCGACUACAGCAGCCUCAUCAAGCGCCUGAACCUGUCCACGUUGGGCAGCGAAGUCAGCGAUGGCACCCUGCAACCGCUUUCGUCUUGCAAGCGCGUGGAGCGGCUGACCCUGACCAACUGUUCCAAACUGACCGACUUGAGUCUGGUCUCCAUGCUCGAGGACAACCGGAGUCUCUUGGCCCUCGACGUGACCAAUGUGGAAUCCAUCACCGAUAAGACCAUGUUCGCCCUGGCACAACACGCAAUCCGCCUGCAAGGCCUCAACAUUACCAACUGCAAGAAGAUUACCGACGAGUCGCUCGAGGCCGUCGCCAAGAGCUGUAGACAUCUCAAGCGGCUCAAGCUGAAUGGCUGCUCGCAGCUGAGCGACAAGAGCAUCAUCGCCUUUGCCCUACACUGUCGUUACAUUCUCGAGAUUGAUCUCCACGACUGCAAGAACCUCGACGACGACUCCAUUACGACGCUCAUCACCGAAGGCCCCAAUCUCCGCGAGCUGCGGCUAGCGCAUUGCUGGAAGAUUACCGAUCAAGCCUUUUUGCGCCUUCCCUCCGAGGCCACGUACGACUGCUUGCGCAUCCUAGAUCUCACAGACUGCGGAGAACUACAGGAUGCCGGGGUCCAAAAGAUCAUCUACGCAGCCCCACGACUCCGCAACCUCGUGCUCGCCAAGUGCCGCAACAUCACAGACCGAGCUGUUCUGGCGAUUACACGUCUCGGCAAGAAUCUCCAUUACAUUCACUUGGGACACUGCUCGCGUAUCACCGAUACCGGUGUCGCACAGCUGGUCAAGCAAUGUAACCGCAUUCGGUACAUUGACCUGGCCUGCUGCACAAAUCUUACCGAUGCCUCGGUCAUGCAACUAGCGACGCUGCCAAAGCUCAAGCGAAUCGGCCUGGUCAAGUGCGCCGCCAUUACAGAUCGCAGCAUCUGGGCCCUUGCGAAGCCGAAACAAGUCGGCUCCAACGGGCCCAUAGCCAUUAGCGUGCUCGAGCGAGUCCAUCUCAGCUACUGCACCAACCUCACGCUUCAGGGCAUUCACGCACUCCUCAACAACUGCCCCCGUCUUACCCACCUCAGUCUGACCGGCGUCCAAGCCUUUCUCCGCGACGACCUCCUCGUCUUCUGUCGCGAAGCCCCACCAGAGUUUAGCGAGCACCAACGCGAUGUCUUUUGCGUCUUUAGUGGCGUUGGCGUGCAACGACUCCGCGUCUUUCUCAACACCAAUGGGCAGCACGAAGAUCGCGAGUCGUCGUUUGGCGACAACGAGGGCACCAUGUAUAAUGAAGUCGAGGAUGGCGAUGGGGUUGUCAUGGCAGUGACUGCACAGGCGCAUGGCAUGGCCAUUGAGGAAGGUGAAGGCGAAAUGGAUGAGGAUCUCGGCAACGAUAGCGAAAUGGCCGGGCAGGAUUGA
Plenodomus lingam JN3 is the source of this 2520-nucleotide messenger RNA. Lineage: Eukaryota; Fungi; Ascomycota; Dothideomycetes; Pleosporales; Leptosphaeriaceae. The record is from RefSeq and is a predicted model, not a curated record.